Molecule: messenger RNA, 3891 nt
Organism: Periophthalmus magnuspinnatus
Lineage: Eukaryota; Metazoa; Chordata; Actinopteri; Gobiiformes; Gobiidae
Product: glypican-6-like
Exons: 8
Biological process (GO): regulation of protein localization to membrane; cell migration; regulation of signal transduction
Cellular component (GO): extracellular region; synapse; plasma membrane
Source: RefSeq, a predicted model, not a curated record
GUUGCAGGAGCCCCUCUGAAGGUGUGUCCGCAGGGCUACUCGUGCUGCACCGUGGAGAUGGAGGAGAAACUGAGCCAGCAGAGCCACAGUGAGAUCAAAGCUCCAGUGUCUCAGCUCAGCACCAACCUGCAGUCCACCUUCAGACAGAGACACAGCCACUUCGACAAAUUUUUCCGUGAGCUGCUUAAAAACGCAGAGAGCUCGCUACACAACAUGUUCGUGCGCACCUAUGGGAUGAUGUACGUCCAAAACGCAGAACUCUUCAAGAAAUUCUUUGAAGACCUAACGCGGUACUACGUGAGCGGAAGUGCGGCCAUCAACCUGGAGUCCAUGCUAUCAGACUUCUGGGCCGAGCUUUUGGAGAGGAUGUUUCGAUUGGUUAAUGUUCAAUACGAGUUUAGUGACGCAUACAUGGAGUGCGUGAGCCGGCACACGGAUCAGCUGAUGCCGUUUGGAGAUGUGCCGCGGAAACUAAGGAUCCAACUGACCAGGGCUUUUGUUGCUGCUAGAACAUUCACCAAAGGACUGGCCCUCAUGCCUGAAGUGGUCAACAAAGUGUCCACAGUCAGUGCAUCUCCCAGCUGUGUGCGUGCUGCCAUGAAGAUGUUAUACUGCCCCUACUGUUCGGGGCAGGUAGCUCUGAAGCCAUGUCAAAAUUACUGUCUAAAUGUGAUGCGCGGCUGCUUGGCCAAUCAGGCUGAUCUUGACACAGAGUGGAACAACUUCUUAGACGCCAUGUUGAGUCUGGCCGAUCGUUUGGAAGGUCCCUUUAACUUUGAGUCUGUCAUGGAUCCCAUUGACGUUAAGAUCUCUGAGGCCAUCAUGAACAUGCAGGAGAACAGCAUGCAAGUCUCACAAAAGGUCUUCCAGGGUUGUGGGCAGCCCAAACCUAGCAUGACAUUCAGAACCAAACGUUCGAUCAAAGAGACUGCAUUCACUGGGCGAUUCAGACCCUAUAGUCCAGACGCCAGACCCACCACAGCAGCCGGCACCAGCUUAGACAGACUGACUAGUGACGUGAAGAAGAGGCUGAAACAUGCUAAAAAAUUCUGGUCGACGCUGCCUGAGACUGUGUGCGCAGGAGAGAGGAUUGCCCCCGGAGAUGAGUGCUGGAACGGCACCGCCAAAAGCAGGUAUGAGUCUGUCGUCAUUGGUAACGGCCUGGCCAAUCAGGUGUCGAACCCGGAUGUGGAUGUGGACAUCACAAAGCCGGACAUCGUGAUUCGGAGUCAGAUCGCAGUGCUAAAGGAGAUGACCAGCUGGCUCAAAGCAGCACACAGUGGCAAUGACAUCUCCUUUGAAACAGAUGAAGAGGCGAGUGGAGGAGAGGAGAGCGGUAGCGGCUGUGACCCCCCCUCCUGCACCACAGACCAGGACAUCUACUUCAGCACUCCCCCCGCCCCCCGCCUGGACCCUGUGGUCAAGUCCCCCUCUGGCUCUGCAGCCUCCAGGAGAGCCAGUCUGCUUAUGGCUCUCUGCGCUCUACUCUUGGCUCUGCUCAUCCCCCACUGGAGAUAAAGACUACAUACGCAAACCCAGGAACGAAAAAAAAAACAAAAACUGUCAGAGACUUUAAAGCCUGCUAUCAAAACUUUGCAUAGGGGGCGCUGGUCCUAAUUCACUUUUAAUUAUUGUUUGCUUCAAUGGACACAAGUGGAGCCAACGUUCCCCCCAUUUUUGUUCACGACGUCUUUGCUGGACCUGCCUACUUCGAAAACAGACUUUUUUUAUUGUCUUAUUUGGGCAGUUAUCUCUUGUGCCUUCUUCACUAAUUAUUACCAAACAAGCAAAGUUGCAAUUGCUAGUGGUCCUGAAAUGCCUUUUACUAUUUCUAACAUUUUAGCACUAGAUGGCAACACAAUUCAAAACCCGUCAUUGUUUUGCUUCUUUGAAUGUGCAGAGUUAUAUUUUCAACAAUGUAUAUACACAUGCAAGUUUUUAUUAAGCUUACAGGGACCAUCUUGUGUGAAAUAUAGCAAUUUUGCAUUACUGGUAUUGUGUUUAACCUAAGGAUUUAGCUUAGGUUGGCUUACAUACAUAUUCUAUAACACAAUAUUUUCAUUAUAAAAUAGCAGUCAAAAUCUGGCAUCUGCAGUACAGUAGUAAGUUAUACCUCGUGCUCAAUAUCAAUGCAAUCUAGUGAUAUAAGAGUCAGGUACUUAAAAAUAAGGCAAGAGACGGUUUAGUCCUGAUGAAUGGACAAAAGAUGAUGUUUGGCUCCCCCUUGUGCUGACUAUAUGCUAUGCACAGUCUUACAGGGGUGGCGUGUGUAUGUUUAAAUGUGGGAAAAAAUGUGGAACAAAAGACAGUGUGUGGAUAAAAAGAAAAAAAGAUUAUUUUAAUACAGGGUUUUAUAUUAUGGAGUUGUAAUUUUUAGCUGGUUUGAAGAUAUAUAUUAGGUACUACAGUGGUUUUUACUGCUAGUUUUAGGUGGUGGAAAGUCAGGCAUGGAGAAAUGGGGGCACUUUGUCUUAUUGUGCACAGUAUUGUGGGCUAAAUUGAUUUAUUUUUUGGUUUUAAUUUUAUUUCUCUGAUUUUCUAUAGCCCAGUUACCCCCAUCCGCUGUUACAUGUGUACCUCCAAAAUGGCCGACGUCAGUAUCAUUCAAAAACAUUUGAUCAUUAUUCUUGUUUUGUUGUUAUUUCUCAUAGUUUGUAAGUUUUGUCACCACCCAUGCGAAUGCAAUGCCUGGUUUCUUUUUUUUACCUGAAAUUUUCAAAUGAAUGAGUGUAAGAUAUGAGUGAUGUGUUGAUUUUACAAAGGCCCUGGUGGUUUAUUGUUGAGAAGCAGAUGAGCACAACACGAUAUUUUAUCUUUAUUUAAAAAUCUGGAUUUUUUUUAAAAAACAACAUUACUUUAUACUUGUUAUGCUGCCUAUAAUAGGGUUUCCAAAACACAUGUAAGUCAUUCACAUUAUCCAAGUAUUCUUUUAAUAUGGAAAGCAACACUAUUCAACUUGUUUCUAAGAAUUGCAACCUUUUUAGCAAAUAUAUAGUCUAAAAUGCAGGGUUAUCUCAUAAAAUGUAUCUUAUAAUGUUGAAAAAUCAAAAUUCUUGUCUACUAUCAACUAUCAGUAAUUUGUGCUGCUAAAGUUGCUUAGUGUUUCUCAAAUGUUCUUGCCAUGUAUUUAAUUCACAAAAAGGAUCAGAUCGGAAUAAUUCUUAAUAUGCAUUUUGUAACAGCAGUUCACGUACUUGUCACUUGUCCCUUGUAAAAUUUCAAUGCAAGAAAGAUAUAUUUUUUUGGCCUUAUUUGAAGGUGACACGUUGAUUAUACAUGGGUUUUUACCGAUCAUGCUGAAUUGAAACAGGAAUAUUGUACAAAACGUCUAUGCAACCUGUCAAAAUACUAACGCCUUAAUUUAAAUGAGCUGUGCCUUAAAACAGCUAGAUUUGGUAAUGAUUUUUUCCCGACUGAGUGUCAAUAACAUUUCAAAAGGGCUUGUGCAUGUGUUCAUUGAGUGGACAAAUGGUGUAGAUUGGUGUAGAAACCCUGUGUUUUGGGUGAAGAUGGGAUGUGUCUGAGCUAGCGGGGCACGGCUUAUGUAGCAUUUGUGAAUGGCAGGAGAUGGCCUGGUCCAAAAAUGCAGAAGAUUUGGUCCAACUUUGAGUCCUGGGACUUUAAAGUUGGGUUGGACAAAAAGCCAGUGCCUUGUUCAGGACCUGAGUGGACUCUUAUCAAUGACUGACUGAAAAAAGAAGAGAGUGUAAAUACAGAGCAGGCGUUUUAGAUGUCUCUAAAAGAGGCCGUAACCUUCACCAGAUUUUUACUGUCAGAGUAUCUCCUAAAUGUUACGGAAAAACAGAGAUAGAUGUUAAAUUGUAAGAGAAAAUGUAUAUUAAACAACAUUUCUUAGUCUUGUUGAAAUAAAGACUGCCAUAUUUAAACAAA